GACUAAUGUAACUAUCCGUUACAAGCAUCAUGACAUUCCUGAGUAUUGCGUUUGCUGUCUUCCUGGUUGGUUUCGCCUCAGUCUCUGGGGCAGGAUGUAAGCCAAACUGCCCGAAGUGUCCACCGCUGUGGACCUUCUACGAUGGUCAUUGCUACCGCUUCUUUGGGGCUACCAAGACAUUCAGGGAAGCUGAAAAAAACUGCCAGCGGUACGUUCAACUGGGGGAGGGCCACCUGGUGUCCCUUACUAGUAAAGCUGAGGAAGAAUUGGUGUAUAUGAUAUUGAAGACAUCCGUUGGCACGCUCUCAAGAGAGAUGUGGAACGGCUUAAAUGACGAGAAACGUGAGGGGACAUUCGUCUGGACGGAUGGGUCGGACCUUUCGUACUCUAAUUGGGCGUCAAGACAACCAGACAAUAGCGGAAACCGUCAGGACUGCGUCUGCAUGCGAUCCGGUACAGGAUGGAAUGAUGUUCCCUGCACGAGUAGAAUGUCCUAUGUCUGCAAGAUGUUAACCACCAAGUAGGCCUGGAUCGACGUCAGACUUUGAAGGUACCGACUUUGAUGAAGAAAACACCGAUCCUGAUUCACCACCACGCUCACAAAAUCUCAUCCAUGCACCAACCAAUGGACAGUCACAUUUUAAACGUUAUCCAAGUCGGUAUGAUCCAUUGGCAGUGAAUGAUGCUACGUUUCUUUGCACGAUUCAAAGGACAGUUAGCCACCACUCCGGUGUUUCUAUGAGCUGAUAACAAAUUCCGCAUGCUUUAAAGUUAACACUGAUUUCAAACUUCUUAUAAAUGCUUGUUUAGUAAAUUUCGAGAGCUCUGGAGAAUGACUACAAAAGUUUUGGAACUCUAAUGAAUUUUCUUGAUUGAUGGGUACGAACUGUGCAUGCGUCUUAACACGAGUUACAUCGUCACUCAUUACAGAGAAACCAACACAGGGUUGAAGUCAAGUGUUACGUAGGCACUGGACACCAAUAUUCUGUCGCCUUUCUCCGUUUUGGGCAAAAACGCCAAUUUCAUUUUGCCACUAAGCCCCCUGGCGUCGCUGUGGACUGUGUCUCUUAACGGUUUAACCCAGGAGGAGAGAUCAUCUUUCUGUACAGAAUACUAUCUUCAAACAGAGCACAAAUAGAGCACACCAGCAUUCACUUUCCUGAACUUGACCGUUGUAGACUCUGCAGUACAUACCCCAUUUAGUUUGUGAAUAAUCCUGUCAGAACAUUUUCUCUUUUAUUUAAAUUGUUUCUGUUAAGAAUUAAAUUUUUUGAGAUUGGAGAUGGGAGUAAUGUAAAAUGUAUAAAAAUUCUUAUUCCAGCAAAGAGUCGAGCUGGAUUAUGGUGUAUAACAUUCAAACAUAUCCGCUCAUUUGACCGCAAAAUGAAACGGUUGGUAAAAACAACUAUAUCACAGUUUCGUCUGCAGUUUGUUUGAUGCAUGAUUUUAAACAAAAGCAGACAUGUUAUUCCAGUUUGGUAAACAUCAUUAUCAUUGACAUUCGGAUUUUUCUUCUUUUUUGUUUUAUCUUGCAUGAAUGCAAACUGUCUCAUUAUGGUAGAUUAAAUGUCCCUGCAUGAUGAGA
Molecule: messenger RNA, 1585 nt
Organism: Acanthaster planci (crown-of-thorns starfish)
Lineage: Eukaryota; Metazoa; Echinodermata; Asteroidea; Valvatida; Acanthasteridae
Product: alpha-N-acetylgalactosamine-specific lectin-like
Source: RefSeq, a predicted model, not a curated record